Messenger RNA from Adineta ricciae, 2610 nucleotides. Lineage: Eukaryota; Metazoa; Rotifera; Eurotatoria; Adinetida; Adinetidae. The record is from the annotation of a GenBank genome assembly.
AUGGCUCAAGCAUCAUCGUUCAAAUCAUCUGUUCGCUAUCAAGUGUGCAAUUCAACUACUGACAAUGAUACAACGCAUAUUUCAACAAAGCUAUAUGACCAAGGUCAUUCAGCAACCACUGACGACGACCUAUGUGAAAUUACCGUAUCUCCAUCCAAAGAUAAAAGCUUGUCUUUGUCAUUCUCUUCGCCAAAUCACCAUCAACACUCAACGGUAUCAACGCAUUUUACUCCAUUAGUAUCAAAUAAUUCUCACAAUCGUUCUUCAAUCGAAUCCAAUCCUACAAAAAUACUAAAUCAAUCCCCAUCAUUGUCGUCUUCUUCUUCGUCUCCACCACCAAAAUAUCCACUUGGCAGUUCAAAAUCCAUUCAAUCUAUUUCCAACCCAACCAAUGCAACAUCUCAACAACCACAGUCGCAUCAUUCUUCGAUAGCUUCGUCAGUUCGCGAUAGUAUCAAUCCAUCGAAUACUCGGCAACCUAAUAACGACAUCCAAGCAGACAAAAUAGUCACACCACCUGUCUCGCAACAGCGUAUAUCAGCCGAAAAUGUCAAUCUCUUCGCCUCGUACCAAGGAGAUUAUAUUCGUCAAUCUCGACAGUUGCGCAAAGCACGUCGACAAGACAUAAAAGCUCGUUUUGAAAAAUUCGAUUUCAAUUCUCCGACCAGUCGACGUUCGCAUUCAUCUCGUCGCUUUACGUUUAUUUUUGAUCCAAGUGGUCGUUUAACAUACUGGUGGACAUCAAUCAUAAGUUUGGCAUUUCUCUACAAUUUCUGGAUAAUCAUUUUCCGCUUUUCCUUUCAUGAAUUGACUCGUGAGAAUCUCCUGAUUUGGUUUAUCUUUGAUUAUUCAUGUGAUUUUCUCUAUCUAAUGGAUAUUAUGUUCAAUUUUCGUACAGCUUAUCUCGAAGAAGGAGUAUUACAAACCGAUCCAAUAAAACUACGUCACUAUUAUAUGAAUACAACUCGAUUUUAUAUAGAUUGCCUUUGUUUAAUGCCAUUAGAUUUUCUUUAUUUAUCCAUUGGUUUCAAGUCGAUUGUUCGAAUAUUUCGUUUAGUGAAAAUUUAUCGUUUUUGGACAUUUCUCGACCGAACUGAACGACAUACGAACUAUCCAAAUCUCUUUCGUACUAUUGUUAUGAUACACUAUUUACUUGCAAUAUUUCAUUGGAAUGCAUGUUUGAUUUAUAUUUUACAUACACGAUCUGAAUUAGGAUUUUCCAAACGUUUUUCGUUCUCAUUUAGUGAUAGUGGGUUAGAUUAUUUCAAAGCUUUAUAUUGGUCGAUCUCGGCAUUGACACUAGCGCAGAAUUAUGAAACCAAACCAGUAUCGAAAGAAGACUAUAUCUUUCUAAGUAUUGAACUGAUAUUCGCUCUGUUACUGUUCGCGACUAUUAUGGGACACGUCGCGUCGAUUGUAUCUAAUCUCAGUAAUGCCAGAAAAGAUUUUCAAGCGAAAUUGGAUGCAGUGAAAACGUAUAUGUCUCUUCGACGUGUACCGAGUAAUUUGGAAGAUCGGGUUAUUCGAUGGUUUGAUUAUUUAUGGAUGAGUCAUAAAUCUGUUGAUGAUAAUCAAGUUCUUUCACUGUUACCGUAUAAACUUCGUGCUGAGAUUGCCAUACAUGUUCAUCUGGAUACAUUGAAACGAGUCGAAAUUUUUCAAAAUACUGAAGCUGGAUUUUUAAAUGAAUUGGUUUUACGUUUGAAACCUGUACUUUUCUCUCCGGGCGAUUUUAUCUGUCGGAAAGGUGAAGUCGGAAAGGAAAUGUAUAUCGUCAAUCGAGGCAAAUUACAUGUCAUGGCAGACAACAAUAAAACAGUCUUAGCAACAUUGAAAGCUGGAUCGUAUUUCGGAGAAAUUAGUAUUUUGAAUAUGGGAAGUGGAAACCGUCGAACAGCAUCAGUACGAUCAGUUGGCUAUUCGGAUUUAUUUUGUCUUUCGAAGGAAGAUUUGUGGGAAGUUUUGAAAGAAUAUCCAGCUGUUCGAGUGAAAUUAGAAGCAAUCGCUGUCAAACGUUUAGAGAAACAUAAAAAACCGCUGAUUCAGCAAAUUAAUCUGAAACGAAGUAAAAGUGCACCAGGUCUCGUCGAAGCAAGCUGCCGUCUUCCAUUUCACGCUCCUAUCCGUCGAACAGGUAGUGGUGUUCGUCAUUUAUCGACUAUUGAAGAAGCAGAAAUUCCUGUUGAUACCCCUACAACACUUCCAAUCUACUCUUUUGAGCCGCAACAAAAUCAACCACAACAUCAACCUCUUUCUUUGUCAUCAAAUUCUUUGUUAACCGCAGCUCCACUUGCAUCAUCGAUCAGUGUGACAUCAUCAUUGAAUUCCACUCGACAACCAACCAUCAAUCACUCGGUGUCAUGGUCGACAACAACCGAUACGAAAUCGCCCGUCGGUUUGCCACGUGUCGGUCGAACAUAUUCCUUGAUUCACAGUGAUACACGAAGCCGAAAGAAUUCAAUUAUAUCCAAUGAAAUUGAAUAUUUAAGAAAACGUUUAGGUGAACUGGAAAAACAAGAUUUAUCUCUGAAUUCGAUGUACAAAGAUGAAUAUCUCGAAACCAAAGCUCGUUUGAAAACUCUUGAAGAAAAACAAUUCAUUGGCAAGUAG